AUGCAUGAAGAUUAUAAAUUAUAUGCUAAUCUAUCCGCUGGACAAACUGACAGUGAAAGAGCAAAACUUGAUAAAAUCCUGAGCAAGACAUUAGCAUCGUCUAUUGAAGACAGCAAACCAACGUUUCAAAAAUUAUUCAAGCUCCUUUCAGAGAUAGCAUAUCGUUGGGAGAUACUUGGUGGUUUCCUCGGUGUCUCGUCCAGCGUAUUGGGUAAAUUAGCUGAACAGCCAGGAAGGGAUCCUAAGCCAAAACUUAACAGGGUACUGCAAUGCUGGCUGAACAAGGAAACUUCUUUUCCAACAUGGAGAGAAGUGAUUGAUGUCCUCGACAAUCACAUGGGAAAUGGGGAUAUAGCGCGUAAUGUUAGAUCUUCACUUGGUAUAAAAAAGACGUAGGAAUUGUGUCUUUGUUACACAAAACUUUCUUUUUUAAUGUACCGUAGUUUUUAUAACUAAUCAUAAGAUUCUGAUUAUACAAACAAUUAAUUGUUUAAUUUUGCUACUAUUUUAACACUACAAGCAUAAUUUUUAUAAUUUUAAUAGUUAAUAUUUUAUAGUUAGUCUUUUCUUUUCUAUAGUUAGUCUUGCCAUUUUUACAAUGUUGCUCCCUUCCUAUUAUCUACAAA
Messenger RNA from Amphimedon queenslandica, 626 nucleotides. RefSeq lists its product as uncharacterized. The transcript has 3 exons. The record is from RefSeq and is a predicted model, not a curated record. The coding region runs from base 1 to 396 and encodes 131 amino acids. Gene Ontology annotation, molecular function: protein binding. Lineage: Eukaryota; Metazoa; Porifera; Demospongiae; Haplosclerida; Niphatidae. Gene Ontology annotation, biological process: signal transduction.